This is a messenger RNA of Mytilus californianus (California mussel), 4591 nucleotides long. RefSeq names its product sodium- and chloride-dependent taurine transporter-like. Gene Ontology annotation, biological process: sodium ion transmembrane transport. The record is from RefSeq and is a predicted model, not a curated record. Gene Ontology annotation, cellular component: membrane. The transcript has 14 exons. The coding region runs from base 383 to 2383 and encodes 666 amino acids. Lineage: Eukaryota; Metazoa; Mollusca; Bivalvia; Mytilida; Mytilidae.
GAUCGAUAGUCUUCUUCCGUAACUACUCAGACAUUGAUUUUGUGUGUUUUGUUGUUUGAAUUCGUCGAAAUAUUGUGUAUUUUUAAGAAAAUUUUACAUUCUUAGUGUUUAAAAAAUUAUGUUUUGAAUCAGUCGACCGUUUCAAAGAGCGUGUCCAUGUUUUUCUACCUGCUAAAUAAUAGCCAAUAGCGUUAACUGUCUCAUUAUCAUUUAUUAAAUGUACAUGAGAACACGGAUUGUUUGUGAAGGAGCGUUUUUUUUCAUUCAUACUUUACUGUGUCUCGAUAAAUUAAACAUUUAAUCGUUAGAGCAGGCUUUUAUUUAUUCGGCAAUACUAGUUCUGUAGCAACAGACGACUAAUUACAAACAUACUCGGAGCGAAAUGGAUGAACAAAAAGAAGAUACAAGCUGGAUUCCUGAAAAACUUCCCUCAAAAGUCGAUAAUCCGGAAGUGACGUCAACAGAUACUACUGUUACAUCAUCGUCUGGAAGUGAUCGAUUGAAACCAAAAUUAAAGAAAAGAGAAGUUUGGGGAAAGAAGAUUGAUUUCCUUUUAGCAUGCGUUGGUUUUUCCGUCGGCCUUGGUAAUGUGUGGAGAUUCCCGUUUCUGUGUUAUCGAAAUGGAGGAGGAGCAUUUUUGAUUCCCUACUUCAUAGCAGUUGUGGUAUGUGGUAUACCAUGUUUCUUCUUGGAGGUUUGUUUGGGACAGUUCAUGGCUCAGGGAGGAGUCAGCGCCUGGAAAAUAACUCCUUUGUUUCAGGGCAUAGGAUUUGCAUCUGCUAUCAUUGUAUUCCUACUCAACUGUGAAUACAAUAUAAUUCUGUCCUGGUCGCUUUAUUACCUGUUUUCCUCCUUUACUGCUGUAUUGCCUUGGUCUCAUGGAAAUAAUGAAUGGAACUCUGAGAACUGUACUAACCUUUACAAGGAAAAGUCAGUGAAUUCCACAAUUUCACUGCUUGCCAACGUCACUGCAGACGUUGAGGAUGGCAUAUCUAAUCUGUCAAAGAAGUUAUGUGAUCCUGUCACAGAAUUCUGGGAGAGAAAAGUGCUGAGUCUGUCCAGCGGUGUGGACCACCCUGGAGCCAUCAAGUGGGACCUAGCCCUCUGCCUUUUACUAGCCUGGAUCAUCGUGUAUUUCUGCAUUUGGAAGGGCAUUAAAUCCUCCGGCAAGGUUAUGUAUUUCACGGCUACUAGUCCUUACAUAUUUAUGUUGAUAUUGUUAAUCAGAGGAGUAACACUAGAUGGUGCAGAAUUAGGAUUGAAAUAUUAUUUACUUCCUGAUUGGUCAAAAUUACGUGAACCACAGGUGUGGGUGGAUGCAGGAACACAGAUUGUAUUCACGUAUUCAUUGGCUCUUGGUACUCUUACAGCCCUAGGGAGUUACAACAAAUUUCACCACAAUGCUUUCAGAGAUUCGAUUAUAUUUUCCUGUAUUAACAGUUUUACUAGCUUGUUGGCUGGUCUAGUCAUAUUUUCUGUACUCGGGUUCAUGGCUAAACGACAAGGAGUCUCAAUUGCUGAUGUCGCUGAAUCUGGUCCUGGAUUGGCCUUCAUUGCAUAUCCUGAAGCUGUUGCACAGAUGCCUGCCGCUCCAUUCUGGUCUGUUCUGUUCUUCGUUAUGAUUCUACUUCUUGGACUUGAUAGUCAGUUUGUAGGUGUAGAAGGUUUUGUAACAGCAAUUGUCGACUACUUCCCUCAUCAGCUUAGGAGAGGAAAACGGAGGGAAAUUUUCAUUGGAUGCGUUUGCAUCUUCUGCUUUACAAUUGGGCUGUCCAUGGUUACAGAGGGCGGAAUGUAUGUAUUUCAGUUAUUCGACUACUAUGCGGCCAGCAGAAUUGUUCUUGUAAUGACCUUCUUCGAGUGUGUGGUGGUAGCUUACAUCUACGGUGUUAAUCGUUUCUAUGACAACCUUCAGAUGAUGUUUGGCUACAAAUUGUCACCCUUCAUGAGUCGACUUAUGAAAGUAAUGAAGUACAUGUGGGCGAUCUUCACUCCCCUUUUCAGUAUGAUUAUAUUCAUAAUUGGAGCUAUAAGUUAUUCUGAAUUGGACUACAAGAGGAAGACAUUCACGUACCAGUAUCCUCAAUGGGCUAUUGGAGUGGGUUGGAUAUUGGCCUUAAGUUCAGUGAUAUGGGUGCCAAUAAUUUUCAUCGUCAGACUUAUCCAGACACCAGGAACAUUGAGAGAACGUUUUGUCAUUAACACAAUGCCUCGCUUGCAAAGACAUCAGAUAAGAGAGGGAGAAAAUAUGAGUAAGAUAUGUGUUAUAGAUGACGACGGAGUAGAAGAAAAUCAUAUUGCCACAUCUUCAAAUACAGAGCCAACACUUUUGUCCAACAGCAUGGAGUACGAAAAAUUCUUACAAAAAGACUCAAAUGUUUGAUAACGGCUCUGAUAACAUUGCAGUAUUUGUAUUGUGUUGGAACUUCUUUUCAUUUUAUGAUAGAAGUGUAAAUGGAAGAAGAAAUUGUGACAUAAUCAGGUUUUACUUGGGAUUUUAAUCUAUAGGUUAGACUAAUUUAACCCAACUGCCAUCAUGGCAUGUAUUAAUAACAAAAUAUAGUGUUGCAGUUAGAUCAGUAGCAUUACAAAGGAUGGUAGUUUUGUAAUAGUUUUACUUCUGGAAUCAUUAACAAUUUUUUUUCAGAAUUAGCUUAUAUUUUAAUUGAAUAAGUGAUAAUGACCACUUAAACAGUAAGGAUGAAUAGGAUUUGCUUCUAGUGUUCACGAAAGAGUAAACAAAAACAACAAUACUAUUUUAUCAUGUCAUUACAUAAUUCUUAGAAAUAAUACUACAUUUCAUUUUACUUUUUCAUGCUGACACGAUUUGCAACCUAUCUUCUACCUUGUCUUUGAAAUUUCAAAGGUUAUUGUCAAUACAUUGAUAUUUUAUGUGUUUUAAGAAUAUUAACUUUUUUUUUAUAUUCCCAAUAUCUAUGUAGCCUUGUACGGUAUAAAUGUGUCUUUCUAAGGUUAUUGUGAUAAAUAUCCAAUAUUUGAUACUUUUUACAUUGGGACAAAUUAAUAAGUAAUUUGGUAUAACGAAAUGUCAAGGUCAGUAAUGUUUUAAAUAUGUACGUCUAUCUUGUUAACUUAUUUUAGGGCAUGCUGUAAAUAGUGAUUUUUGACAUUUCAUACUUUAUUACAUUGUACCUUUUCUAUUUUAGUUGUCCCACUAUAAAUGAUAAUGACACUAUUUUAGUUGUCCUACUAUACAUCAUAAUGACAGAGAGUAAUUAUGGAAGCAGAUCUGAAGUAUUUGCAUGCGAUUUAUAAAUGUUCACCCAUUUUCACUAGAUAGUCAUGUAUACAUUCCAAUGCCAUAUAAGAGAUUUUUAUGUUUUAAUACUUUUAUGAAUUUUUUUUAUCAUUUUGUAGGAUAACAUUAACAUAUUACCCUCUGUGUUGAACAAAAAAAUAAAUAAAUGCUAUAUCUGAUGCUUUUUUACUAAGUAUAUAAAAAAAGGUUAAAAUGGGAAAAAAAUAUUUUACUAUUGAACAAAGAUUGAAGGUUGCAGUAAAAGGUCAUCAUUCAAUAAUUUUUAUAUUUGUUUUGAUAUUGGAGGUUAAUGUUUUUACUUAUCACCCAUAAUGAUUAUCCAACAGCAAAUUCAACUUAUUAGCUAAAAAUAGUAAUCUCAUAUAUUACUUAUAAAAGUUCAUUACAAGAGUUGGACUGACUUGAUAACUCAAAAGGAAUAUCCAAACAGAGAACAGAAGUCGUCAGUAUAGCAUAGUAAAAUAUUGGCAAGUUCGGAUUAAAUCAAUGCAAUGAGCUUUUUAUUAGUAUCAAAAUCAAGAGGUGUGGUAGGAUUGCCACUCUUCAUUAGUUUUUUUUUUAUAUUGAACUGUUCCAAACAGUUUAACCAACUCUGUGAAAAUUGUUUUUAUAUUUCAUCAAGUCAUUAAAAAAUGGGAAAGUUGUUUUACAUGUAAAUUGAAAUAUUUACGAUGAUUCAUGUUUCAUUGAAAAUUAUUCAUCAAUAUGAACAAUCUGUUGCAAUCUGCAUGCCUGGUGAAUGUAUGUUAUCAUAAUAUUUUAAAAGGUUUACAUAUCAAACAAUCACAAUAAAAUAAGUUAUUUGAAACUGGGAAUUUGCAUUAGAAAUAUUUUAUUUGAAAACAUCCAGAAUUAUUGGUAUAAUUUUAGAUACUGUUUAAAAACAUUGAAAUUUAGCUCGAAAUGAAAAAAAAAUAUUCAUAUCUGUUUGCAUAAUUUGAAAUUAGAUAUAAUAGUAAGCUUGUUUUCAAAACUUUUCAGUUUAACGAUGCAUGUAUCAAAAGCACAUGCAAAAUAUCUUGUCCUGAUAAUAGAAUUAAAGCUUUUUAUAGUUUUUUUUGUAAAUUUACAAGGAAAUUGCAGUAGGAAAGAAACAGCAGCAAUAUCAAAACUGUUCUUUUGGUUAUAAUUGUUGAAUAACAAAUACUAUCCUAAUGAGUGUAAUUUAAAUGUUAUUUCUUUUGUAUCAGCCAUUCAGUUUUAUAUUAGUUUUAUGCUCAAGGUCAUGCUUUUGAAUGUUUGCAAAUGUUCUUGUAAAAUGUUUUAGAAGCGACAUCGAAGAAGUUGUUUGAAAUAAAAUAUGAGUUGGUA